AUGAUUAUUAUUCUAUCAACGACAGCAGAUCGUCGACUAGCAAUUGUAUCUGAAAACCAUGCUAUUGUAUUUAAAGCAAUCAGUGAACCAUCCUCAAAAAAACCUAUUUGUAAUAUCGAACUAGCUGAAAAGAAAACCUUGAGAGGUCAUGGUUUUCAAAAGUUGUCUAGUCAUGAAAUAUUUGGGUUCAUUGGUUUAAUAGAAGUAAACGGUUUAAUUUUUAUAGGGACAAUAGUUGGGAAAUCAAAAGUAGCACAGCCGGUUCCAGGUGAAUCAAUCAAUAAAAUAAAUUCGGUAGAAUUCUAUUGUUUAAAUGACCCAACGUGGGAUUUUACUGAAUUUGAUGCGAAUGGAUAUCCGUUGAAAACUGAACAAGAUUCUAGUGAAGUUCGUGAACCUAUACCAAGGCAUCCACUAUCCGAACUAAGGAAAUUACUGUCUAAUGGAUCUUUUUAUUAUAGUUCGGAUUUUGAUUUAACAGCUACUUUACAAAGUAGAGGUUAUGGUGCACAUUCAUUAAGUUCUGACAAAUAUGAAACCGAAUACAUGUGGAAUUACUUUUUGAUGCAAGAUAUUAUAGAAUAUAGAGAUAGACUUGAUAAUAUAGCCAAACAAAUAUUAGAUGACAAUGGGUUUUUGACAACAAUGAUAUGUGGUUUUGCUGAAACAUUUAUAACUGCAAUUGAGAAAACUAAGGUAGCCAUAACUAUUAUUUCAAAGCAGAGUUGGAAAAGAGCUGGUACAAGAUUUAAUGCUCGUGGUGUUGACGAUGAUGCCAAUGUUGCAAAUUUUGUCGAGACUGAAACAGUUAUGUAUUCAUUACACUAUUGUUAUUCUUUCACUCAAAUUAGAGGUAGUAUACCUGUGUUUUGGGAACAAGAGAAUGGCAUGAUUAAUCCAAAAGUUGAAAUAAGAAGAUCUAUCGAAGCAACACAGCCUAUAUUUGACAAACAUUUUGAAAAUUUAAAUAAUAAAUAUGGACAUGUGAAUAUUGUCAACUUAUUGGCAUAUAAACCAUCAGAAAUCGAGUUAUCAAAAAGAUAUCAUGAUCAUCUAAAGAACUCAAAGAAAUUUCAAUUUGGUGAAGAUGUCUCUUUAACUGAUUUUGAUUUUCAUAAGGAAACAUCUGGUGAAGGUUUUGCGGGUGUGAGAAAGCUUAUACCAUUAAUUACAGAAUCAAUGUUGUCAUUAGGCUAUUUUUCAUAUGAUAUUAAAGAACAGAAAGUUCUAUCGGAACAACAUGGUGUUUUUAGAACCAAUUGUUUAGAUUGUCUUGAUAGGACAAAUGUUGUACAGCAAGCUAUUUCUAAAGAAGGUUUCAAAAUAUUUUUAGAAGAUUUCAGAUUAAAAUCUAGUAAUGACGGAGUCGAAGAUGAAGACGUAAUGAACAAACUAAAUGAAUUGUGGGCGGAUAAUGGUGACCAGAUAUCACAAAUAUAUACUGGUACAAACGCUUUAAAGUCAUCGUAUUCAAGAAAGGGAAAAAUGUCCUUAUCUGGUAUUUUAUCCGAUGCUACCAAAUCUGUUAGUAGAAUAUACAUCAACAAUUUUGUCGAUACUGGUAAACAACAUACUAUUGAUUUUUUACUAGGAAGACUACCUAAUCAAUUGACAGUUCAAUUAUUUGAUCCAGUAAGUCAAUAUAUCUCUAAAGAAUUGAGCUCACAAUCAGACAAAUUCACUACGAUAGCUAACAUAGAAAUCUUUGCAGGUACAUUUAAUGUGAGUGCUGCCACAGAUAAUAUCGACCUUACUAAAUGGCUAUUCCCUGUUGGAGAAAGAUUCAAACCAGAUGUAUUUGUAUUGGGAUUGCAAGAGGUUAUUGAAUUAUCAGCGGGUUCGAUAUUGAAUGCCGACUAUACAAAGGGACAUUUUUGGGAAUCAAUGGUUAGUAAAUGUUUGAAUAAAUUUGGGGAUAAAUAUUUACUUUUACGUGUUGAGCAAGUAACAUCUCUAUUGAUCUUAUUAUUUGUUCAUGUAGAUAAAGUCCAAAACUUCAAGGAAGUCGAAGGCGCAUCAAAGAAAACUGGUUUUGGUGGAAUUGCUGGAAAUAAAGGUGCUGUUUCUAUUCGAUUCAACUACGGUGAUACGUCUUUUUGUUUCAUCAAUUCUCAUUUAUCAGCUGGUGAUAACAAUGUUGAAGAUAGAAAAAAUGAUUAUUGGAACAUUUUAAAUGGUAUUAAUUUUACACGUUCCAAAACAAUUUCUGAUCAUGAUAAUAUCUUUUGGUUAGGAGAUUUAAAUUUCAGAGUUAAUCUAGACAGUGAAAUAGUUAGGUACGAACUUGAAAAGAAAAAAGAUGACUAUAUUAAUGGUUUAUUGAAGUAUGAUCAGCUUCGUCAUGAAAUAAUGACUGGUGAAAUUUUUAAAGGUUUUAAAGAAGCUCCGAUUAAAUUCCGCCCAACAUAUAAGUACGAUAAAGGAACGGAAAAUUAUGAUUCCUCAGAAAAGGCUAGAACUCCUUCCUGGACUGAUAGAAUUUUGUACAAAGGGGAGGAUUUAUCUGCAUUGAGUUAUAGUGAUGCACUAAUUUUAGAUAGUGAUCAUCGUCCUGUAUAUGGUGCUUAUAGAGUGAUAACAAAGUUUAGUGAUAAUGAUAAAAAGAAGGAAUUAGUGAAAUUAUUAUAUACAGAAUUCCAGCGAAAACAUUCAGAUUUGGUUUUAACCAAUAUAUUUUCCAAAUCAGACAGUGGGUUAUCACUUAAUUCGACGCCCGCUUCCAACGAAGACAGCAACGGCUAUAAUAUCGAAGACUUAGAUUUGAGUAGAGAUUCAUUCAGGACACUGAUGAGUGAUACAACUACUAGUAGCAAAUUGAAUUUACGCCCUCCACCUCCACCACUUACAGAAGAUGUUUCUUCGAAUUCUGAUUGCAAAAGUCCAGAAUCAAUAGUAAAGACUAUAAGUAGAACAGAAUCAUUAACUAAUAAAGAGAGACCUUUACCACCUGGGUUUAAUGAUGGAAUCGUAUUAACCCCAGGAAAAGUGAAUGAGGAUGGUAAUAAAUAG
Tetrapisispora phaffii CBS 4417 is the source of this 3009-nucleotide messenger RNA. RefSeq lists its product as uncharacterized. Gene Ontology annotation, molecular function: phosphatidylinositol-3,5-bisphosphate 5-phosphatase activity; phosphatidylinositol-4,5-bisphosphate 5-phosphatase activity. Gene Ontology annotation, cellular component: cytoplasm; membrane. The transcript has a single exon. Lineage: Eukaryota; Fungi; Ascomycota; Saccharomycetes; Saccharomycetales; Saccharomycetaceae. Gene Ontology annotation, biological process: phosphatidylinositol dephosphorylation. The coding region runs from base 1 to 3009 and encodes 1002 amino acids. The record is from RefSeq and is a predicted model, not a curated record.